This is a messenger RNA of Diabrotica virgifera virgifera (western corn rootworm), 891 nucleotides long. RefSeq lists its product as uncharacterized. NCBI's taxonomy places the organism in Eukaryota, Metazoa, Arthropoda, Insecta, Coleoptera, Chrysomelidae. The coding region runs from base 1 to 891 and encodes 296 amino acids. The record is from RefSeq and is a predicted model, not a curated record. The transcript has a single exon.
AUGACGACAGUGUAUGAAAAUCAAGAACAUUCAGACAGCGUAGUAAUGCCUCCAAUAUUCGAUAUUUAUCGUAAGCCAAUGUUUGAUGAAUCGAUUCGAAAGGCUGAAUACCGAACAUAUGCACCAUUCAUUAAAUCAUUCAACUGCAAUGAUAUUGUUGAAUUCAGCAUUAAUCAAGUUGACUCGUUUUUUGAAAUGAGCGAAACCUUGUUAUGCAUUAAAGGAUCACUCGUCGAUAAAGCGGGAUCUGGAACAAUCACGCUAGCAAAUAAUGUGGGUGCUUUUCUGUUUGAUUCGUGUACGUACAGCGAAAGCGCACGGGAGAUGGAAACAGUGCGGGAUCCUGGUAUCGUAAGUGCUGUACGUGCUAUGACAUGUUACAAUCAGGAAGAUUCCAAGUAUAUGGUUAUGGCAGGUUGGAAUUACCCUAAUAAUCCCAUUCUAAACGAUACUUCAUUCAACAUACAGAUGCCUCUUAAGCACAUUUUUAACAUUUUUAACGAUUAUCCAAUGAUUACGUGUGGUCGUCAAACAAUAAGACUAGUUCGAGCUCGAAACGACAACGAUUGGUUUAUUAUUACAGAUGCAGCUACAACAGCAAAGAUUAACAUCACCAACAUUGAGCUCAGAGUGAAGCACAUAUAUCCCAACGAUGAAAUUAAACUACAACUAAUGACGUCCAUUCAAGAAGAUCUCCCUAUAGUUAUUCCGUUUAGAAAGUGGGAAUUGCACGAAUUGCCUACCAUUACCAAAGGUGCUAGACGUGAAGUUUGGGCCGUUAAAACUAGCACAUCAGUUGAAAGACCACGUUAUGUUAUUGUUUUCUUUCAAACGGGAAAGCGUAACACAAUCAAAGCUGAUCCUACCUUAUUUGAUAAUGUCAGCAUCUAA